Penicillium robsamsonii is the source of this 1503-nucleotide messenger RNA. Its product is annotated as FAD-binding oxidoreductase. Gene Ontology annotation, molecular function: FAD binding. NCBI's taxonomy places the organism in Eukaryota, Fungi, Ascomycota, Eurotiomycetes, Eurotiales, Aspergillaceae. Bases 1 to 1503 code for a protein of 500 amino acids. The record is from RefSeq and is a predicted model, not a curated record. The transcript is spliced from 4 exons.
AUGAGGUCCUUUCUGCGACUUUUAGGGCUCGCCUGUGCUCUUGGCACUGGGGGUGCAAUAAAUGCAGAUGUCUCGACUUGCACUUCCACCGCCAACACUUUGGGGUCAUUCAAUUUGACAGCUGGUGCUGCUUGUGCUUGCAAGAAGCUCCCUGCCUCUUACCCAAAGCAAUACAUUUCUCCCGUCUCACCAAACUACAACGAGCAGGCAACAAACUACUGGGAUGCUCGAGCCGAUUUGAGCCCAGCUUGCAUCUUUAUGCCCAAGAAUGCCGACCAAGUUGCUGCUGCGGUUGGGGUCUUUGUUCAAUGUGAUGCCCAAUUUGCUGUCCCAGGCUCAAAUAACAUUGAUGGCGGUGUCCUUUUGGCGUUCAAUGAAAUGACCAGGUAUAAAGUUAACAAGGACACAAUCGAGGUACAGCCGGGAAUGACUUGGUAUGAUGUGUAUUCAGCACUUGACCCAUACGGCCGGACGGCCAUCGGUGGUCGUCUGAAAACCAUUGGAGUACCAGGUCUCACUCUCAUCGGCGGAGUAUCUUACUACAUCAACAAACACGGCUUCGCUAUGGACAACGUCGCCAGUUACGAUAUUGUACUUGGAAAUGGCACUCUGACAAUUGCGAGUGCUACCGCAAACCCCGACCUGUUCUGGGCCUUGAAGGGAGGUGCCAGCAACUAUGGAAUUGUGACAAAAUUUACCUUGAAGACAUAUUCUAUGCCGCACAUCAGCACCACUAUUCAAAUCUUUAAUGAGACCUCGACGCCUGCUUUCAGUCAGGCGAUCUGCAACUGGGCAGUCGGUAAUAGCAAUAGCCCUGUUGCUGCUGGCUCCGUGAUUACCAUGACUUACAAUACGACCACCAAGCAGAUGUCUUCCAGUCUCCUUGGCGUUCAAGCUGGAAUCAGUAAUCCGCCAUCUGGGUUCAGGAACUUUACCGCUAUUCCCGGACUUUCCAAGACUCACAACGUUACGACCGGGAAGCAAUGGGCAUCUAAUCUGGACACUCCCAAGCAAAUGUUCCGGGACAUGUUUUCACACCACUCGAUGACACCCGACGCUGAAGUCUUUACAUUCAUGAUCGAGACAUGGAAAAAAGCUGUCAAAGAUAUUGCCGAUGUUAAAGGUCUCCACCCAACCUUUGUGGCAAACAUAUCCCCAGCGAGCGCCUCGAGAGUUUCGAAGACCAAUGGUAUUAGCAAUGUGUGGGAUCUUGACGAUGAAGCUCUGAUAUGGUGGCAACUUAGCACCAGUUGGGAACUGCCCCAAGAUGACCUCCGAGUGCAAUCUUGGGCUCGUCAAUUGACUGAACACCUUCACGAAUUGAACAAACACAAUGGCCUUGCAAGGGAAUUUGUCUACAUGGGCGACGCAGGCGAGUGGCAGGAUCCUUAUGCCGGAUUUAAGCCUGCCAAUGUUCAGCGAAUGAAAGAAAUCAGAGCAGCCUAUGAUCCCAAGGGGACCUUUUCGAGGCUGAACUGGGGUGGGUUCAAGCUUGGCUACUGA